Cryptomeria japonica (Japanese cedar) is the source of this 1524-nucleotide messenger RNA. NCBI's taxonomy places the organism in Eukaryota, Viridiplantae, Streptophyta, Pinopsida, Cupressales, Cupressaceae. The record is from the annotation of a RefSeq genome assembly.
AUGGGUGAAUUCCAAAGAAAUGAAAACAAACAUAAAUCUUGGCAACAAUUCUUUUUAUAUCCGCUUUUUUUUCGGGAAGAUCUUUACGCAAUUGCUCAUGAUCAUCAUUUAGAUAGAUCUGGUUCCUCCGAACCAACGGAAAUUUUAGUUUCUAAUUUUUUGAGUUUCCUAACUGUAAAACGUUCAAUUCGUCGGAUGCGUAAACAAACUAAUUCCAUUAGUUUAUUCGGGAAUUCCGAUCCAAAUAAAUUGAUUGAAUGCAAUAAGAAUUUUUAUUCUAAAUCGAUACUAGAAGGUUUUACAAUUGUCUUGGAAGUUUCGUUCGCAAUGCGAUCAAAACAUUUCAUAGAAGGAAUGAAUGGGUGGAAUAGUCUCCGAUCCAUCCAUUGCCUAUUUCCUCUUAUGGAGGAUAAGUUACCGCAUUCCAAUUAUAUAUCAGAUAUACGAGUGCCCUACUCAAUUCAUCCGGAAAUUUUGGUUCGAAUUUUUCGUCGCUGGAUUCGAGAUGCUCCUUCUUUGCAUUUAUUACGAUCCAUUCUCCAUGAAUGGAAAAAUAGUUUUAGUCGAGAAAAUUUGCAGAAAGCUCUGAUUACACAGAUAGAAAAUACGAGGUUCUCCCUGUUCCUUUGGAAUUCUUAUGUGUAUGAAUGCGAAUCGUUUUUAAUUCCUCUUAUUAAACGAUUUUUUAAUUCACAAUCGUUGUUAUAUGGAUCUUUUCCCGAUCGAACUCAUUUUGAUAAAAAGAUCAAAGAUAUUGUUCUAUUUCCCCGUAAAAUUUCAACAAAAAAGAUCUGGUUGUUGAAGGAUUCUUUCAUCCAUUAUGUGAGAUAUGGAGAAAGAUCCCUUAUGGCUCUAAAGGGUACGCACCUUCAAGUGAAAAAAUGUAGAUAUCAUCUGUUUCAUUUUUGGCAAUACUAUUUUCAUCUUUGGUUUCAACCGUAUAGGAUAUGCAGUCUUCAAUUAUCCAAGACUUCUUUUUCUUUUUUAGGUUAUUUUCUGCAUGUUAAAAUGAAACCUCUCGUGGUUAGGGUCAAAAUGCUAGACGAUUUAUUCAUUACCGAUCUCAUUACCAAUGAAUUAAACCCAAUAGCUCCGAUUAGAGCAAUUCUUUUCUUUUUGGCUAAAGAAAAGUUUUGUGACAUCUCAGGGUGGCCAAUUAGUAAAUUGUCUUGGACCAGUCUAUCAGAUGAUGAUAUCCUCGAUCGAUUCGAUCGAAUUUGGAUAAAUCUUUUUCAUUACUACAGUGGAUCAAUCAAUCAAGAGGGUUUAUAUCAUAUAAAAUAUAUACUUCUACUUUCGUGUGCUAAAACUUUGGCCUGUAAACAUAAAAGUACGAUACGUGUAGUUCGGGAACAAUUAGGUUCGGAACUCUUUACAAAAUCAUUUUCAAAAGAAAAAUUCAUUUCUUCGUCCUUUUCAAAAACUCGUUCACAGAGAGAACGAAUUUGGAAUUCAGAAAUUAGCCAGAUAAAUCCCCUGGCUAAUUUCUGGCAAAAGAUGCAGAAUAAACAAAUAGAAAACUGA